Messenger RNA from Gastrolobium bilobum, 1614 nucleotides. Its product is annotated as protein ACCELERATED CELL DEATH 6-like. Gene Ontology annotation, cellular component: plasma membrane. The record is from RefSeq and is a predicted model, not a curated record. NCBI's taxonomy places the organism in Eukaryota, Viridiplantae, Streptophyta, Magnoliopsida, Fabales, Fabaceae. Bases 1 to 1614 code for a protein of 537 amino acids. Gene Ontology annotation, molecular function: protein phosphatase 1 binding; protein phosphatase regulator activity. The transcript has 3 exons.
AUGCAAACAAAAGAAACACAAUUUGUGGAACAGAUUCUUGAUAAGUGUGAAGAUCUAGUUCUAAAACCCAACCCCAAAGGAGAAACUCCCCUUCAUAUCGCUGCAAGGUAUGGACACUGCAGUAUCGCUAAAUUAAUGAUUGAGCGUGCCCAAGCUAAUUUUCCUCAAGACAUUGAGAAUGGAAUUGGAGCAGACAAAAAGCUUAUCAGAGCCACAAAUCAUGAGAAUGACACUGCCUUACACGAGGCAGUGCGCUAUCGUCACUUUAAAGUGGUGGAGAUGUUGUUAGCAAUGGAUCCUUAUCACUAUUAUUGUGCCAAUAAUGCCAAUGAGACUCCGCUUUAUCUGGCAUCAGAGAGACGACAUAGUGACACGGUGUCUCGGAUGUUAGAGAUAAUGAGAUCACCGGCAUAUGGUGGACCCAGUGACCAAACGGCAUUGCAUGCUGCGGUCAUUAACCGUCACAUAAGAACGGCAAGAGUUCUCGUAGAGAAUGAACAUGUGAGAGCAGCAGUCAAACAUAAGGACAAAAAAGGUUGGGUUCCUCUUCAUUAUGCGGCAAAAAUCGGGCACAGACGUUUGACAAAGUUGCUGCUUGAACAAGAUGAAAAUACUGCAUAUAUGCAAGAUAAUCAGGGAAGCACGGCUCUUCACAUCGCUGCUUAUUGUAAUCAUCGGAGUGUUAUGUCAAUGAUUAUAAAAUACUAUCCAGAUUGUUCAGAGAUUGUGGACAACAAAGGCUGGAAUGCUCUUCAUUAUGCUGUAAAUGGGUACAGUUACCGUGCAACAGAGAAAAUCUUGCGCAACUUAUCGCUCAGCAACCUUUACAAUGAGAAAGAUUUUGAUGGAAACACACCCCUCCAUCACAUGGCGAGUUCCAGGUGCAGCACUUGGAAAUUAGUACGUCACCGCAGAGUCGACAUACGGGCCAUAAACAAACAAGAUCAAACGGCUCUAGAUGUCGUGUUCGGUCUAGAAGAUUCCGAUAAAGCAAGGGAAAAACAGUUAUUCAUAAGGAUAUUAAAAAGGGAUGGAGCUAAGACAAAUCAGCGACUAGAUCUAAAAUGGAAGGAACCGACGGAAGAGAGUCGCAAGUUAGAGUUUGCUCCGGAAGCAAAGCAAGCACAUCUAAUAGUGGCGACACUCAUUGCAACGGUGAGUUUCGCAGCUGGGUUUACCCUACCCGGAGGUACAAUACCAGAUGGCGAGCAUAAGGGUAGCCCUGUUUUGAGACACAACGCCUCUUUCAAAGCAUUCAUGCUAUCAAACACGAUAUCUCUGGUUCUGUCAGCUUCUGCAGCUUUAAUACACCUUUUCUCGCCACUGAAUAAUGCCGUGUGGACAGAUCAAUAUCUCUCCGCAGUAGCCUUCUCAUUCACUUUGGUUUCAGUAGCAACAAUGAUUGUCGCAUUCGCCACAGGCGCGUAUGCUGUGUUGGGAUCAUCGGCAAUUGGUAAUGCAGUUAUCGUCAUUGCAUUGUCCUACUUCCUUGUCUUCAGGCAUGUGCUAAAAGAGAGAUUCGGAUACAACUUUCGCCUUCAAUUUACAGCAAGUGUAGUGGCGUCGCUGCUGGCUUUUUUCAAUAGACUAAUCAGGUCCAACUUGUACUUUUAA